AGCCGGCGAAAAGGAAAAGUAUAAAGAAAAAGGGAAAAAAGAAGAAAAAAAAAUCAAUGAAAGAGCAAGAAAAAUCACGCGCUGCAGCAACUGCAGAAACAGAAAAGCAAAAGAAUGUGCUGAUCAAGGAUAUGCUCGAAGAGAUACGGGUCGAGAAAUUCAAAUCGGAAACAGAGGCCUUGAUUGAUGAAGAUGAAGCGAAGAAACGAAAAGUUCAGUUGGAAAAAACCUGGCAUGUGAUAACUAAAAAUGAAAAAGCGUUUAUGGAUGAUGCUCUGCUUAAUAAACAAGAAGACAAGUGGAUUCAAUAUAUGACUUGUGAUGGUCUACCAAAUCCUGGGAUUUUGUCGGAGCUGAAUACGUUUUUAUUUCUCUGGGAUUUGCAGGACGAAGAAGCUUCAAUGAUAAAUAUUACCGACAAAUGCCAAGUUGUGAUUUAUCUAUUGCUGAAACUAGACAACAUCAUUGAUUUCAGUCUGAUGGAAUCCCCUGAGUACAUUGAGGAUUGCAAGAAAGUAAGAAAGAUUUUCCGCGAGAAGCUCAAGUAUUGGAUCGACUUGGCUACUUAUCGGCUGCUCCGGCAAAUCGAAAGAGACAUGGUCAGGGAGGAUUUGAGAAAUGCAAGAUUUGUCAAAGAAGCCAACGAGAUGAUAUGCUGCAUUUGGGCUUUGAUAAGAUUGCCGAUCAGUAUUAAACAAUUUUCCGAACGUGAUAGAAAACCAAUAGAGAUAAUAUUCAAAGAGUUAGAUUUGAGUGUUAAAAUGCCACUUGACCUUGACUGUUACGCGAUGUCAAUACGAGGCCUUUGGAUUCAAUAUGACCAUUAUUCAGACCAAGGUUCAUCAUUUUUUAUGCCUGAUAUCCCACAAGAAUACCGUAUGAAUGAAGAUCUGUUGACCUUCUGUCAGAACGAGUAUGAUACAAAAGUUAAAACUCGUGAGGAGCAGGUUGAGGGUCGAAGAUUAAGGCUCGAGGAAAAAAAAUUAAUGGUCGAACGUCUUUCGAAUCCGUCACAAUUCUCGGCCGCUAAAACGGAGAAAAAAGGAAAGCAAGCCAAAAAAGCAUCGCCGCAAGCUGGACGGGCCAAAAAAUCAGAACCUGAACCUGAACCUAAACCUCUGCCUUACCUGCCUACGCCGGAAGAAAUUAUUCUCCAGAAAGAAGAGGAAAAUAGGAAAGAAUUAAGAAAAUUAUUAUUUACUCGGUGCGAAAAAACGGAAAUAAAUUUACGAAAGUACAGAAUACUUGGAGGGGUUCAUCACAUUGAUUUGAUUUAUCAACCACCUCAGCCUAAAGAUAUGAGAGGAGAUAUAUUUUUAACAACAAUUCAGCUUCCAAAGGAACUGAGAUAUGUGCCUUUUUUGCGGCCAUACAAAGCACCGCCGCCUGCGCCAGACGCAGAAAGAACUCCAGAAGUGAUUGAAGCUGAGAUGAAAGCCCUCGAAGCUGCAAUGGAAGCUUUAGUGCUCGUCACUUUCAAGCUUCCUGAGUCAGUUCUGUGGUUUGAACCGCCUUUAGUCGCUCACUGGAUCUCUGAUAAAAAAAUUUGGUCAACCCAAGACGUUCAUGACAUAAAAUACAAUGAAGAAAAACAAAUAAUCACAUUUAGAACCGGCCGAUUGGGUAUUCAUGGUCUUGCGGCAUUCAAGUUUAUAAAUUUGCCAUUCCAAAGUUGGGAGUUAAAACCAGAAGCUGGCAAGACUGGUGGUGUUACACUCAGUAUUUCUGCUGCUAUUGUUCAAGUUGAAUUUGUUGUAAGGCACCCUAUCGCCGAAAAGCACCUCCAAGCUUGUAUGGGACUACUCAGCACCGCGUACACGUUCUCCUGGUCAAGAUGGAACUCGACAGUGUCAGCUCGUCAAAUAAUAAUGCAAAUAAAAGAGUUACACGGGUGUGUUGCCAAAGAACAAACAAAUAAGAUGAUGAUGGUAACUCCGCUUCGGACAAAUCUUAUUGAUUGUACCGAAGUUGGCUCUGAGUUUAGUGACAAACCUAUGCCCGGAGAAGAAACUAAGCGUUAA
Molecule: messenger RNA, 2021 nt
Organism: Cotesia congregata
Lineage: Eukaryota; Metazoa; Arthropoda; Insecta; Hymenoptera; Braconidae
Source: the annotation of a GenBank genome assembly